Messenger RNA from Dothidotthia symphoricarpi CBS 119687, 1239 nucleotides. RefSeq names its product formamidase FmdS. Gene Ontology annotation, molecular function: hydrolase activity, acting on carbon-nitrogen (but not peptide) bonds, in linear amides. The transcript has 5 exons. Lineage: Eukaryota; Fungi; Ascomycota; Dothideomycetes; Pleosporales; Dothidotthiaceae. The record is from RefSeq and is a predicted model, not a curated record. Bases 1 to 1239 code for a protein of 412 amino acids.
AUGGGUAAACAAGGACUCCGCUACGCGGCGAAAGUCUCCUUCGAUAAACCGGCGGCAGAGCAAGAGUGUCUGCAUAACCGCUGGCACCCCGACAACCCCUCCUACGCCACCAUCACGCCCGGCGAAGCCGUGAAGAUCGAAUGCGUUGACUGGACCGGCGGGCAGAUCGGCAACAACGACUCUGCCGACGACGUGCGCGAUGUCGAUCUGACGAAGAUCCACUACCUCACGGGGCCAUUUGAUAUCGAAACGGCGGAGCCAGGCGACGUGCUGGUUGUUGAGAUUCAGGAUGUGCAGCCGUUUGACGAUCAGCCAUGGGGGUUCACGGGGAUCUUCUCGAAGGAGAAUGGUGGCGGGUUUUUGGAUGAGAUAUAUCCUAAGCCAGCGAAAGCAAUCUGGGACUUCGAAGGCAUCUUCUGCUCCAGCCGCCACAUCCCCGGCGUGCGCUUCGCCGGGCUCAUCCACCCCGGUAUCCUGGGCUGCGCGCCCUCGCAAGAAGUGCUCGAGACGUGGAACCAGCGCGAAGGCGAGCUGAUCGCCACGCACUCGCACCUAGAGCGCGAUGUCGCGCAGCCGCCGAACCCGCAGUCCGUGCAUGCUGGGACAGCGACGGGCGCGGUCAAGGAGAAGAUCGGGAAGGAGGGCGCGAGGACGAUUCCUGGCCGGCCUGAACAUGGCGGGAAUUGCGAUAUUAAGAAUUUGUCCCGCGGCAGCAAGGUUUAUCUUCCUGUGCAUGUUAAGGGGGCUAAGUUCAGCGUGGGGGACCUUCAUUUUUCGCAAGGAGAUGGAGAAAUUAGCUUCUGCGGUGCGAUUGAGAUGGCGGGUGUGAUUACGCUGAAGUUCAGCGUUAUGAAGGAUGGUGUUGCGCAGCUGGGCAUGAAGUCGCCCAUCUAUGUUCCCGGGCCGGUGGAGCCGCAGUUUGGUCCUGGACGAUACAUCUACUUCGAAGGCUUCUCGGUCGACGAGCACGGAAAGCAACACUACUUGGACACGACGGUUGCGUAUCGACAGACGUGUUUGAGGAUAAUUGAGUAUCUGAGGCGAUAUGGCUACGACGACUACCAAAUCUACCUCCUACUCUCAUGCGCUCCGAUCCAGGGCCACGUCGCGGGCAUAGUCGACAUCCCCAAUGCAUGCACAACUAUGGGUCUUCCGAUGGAUAUCUUCAACUUCGAUAUCUCCCCACACGUUCCUGCCGAGAAGAAGGAUUUGGGAAGUUGUGCGUUUGCGAGUAAGUAG